CAACAAGAGGCAUCCAAACUGAGGCAACAAAUCACCAACUUGCAGAAUUCCAAUAGGAAUUUAAUGGGUGAAGCUCUUAGCACCAUGAGUCUCAGAGACUUGAAGCAACUGGAGAAUAGGUUAGAGAAAGGCAUCAGCAAAAUCAGAACCAAAAAGAAUGAGUUGUUAUAUGCUAAAGUAGAGUACAUGCAGAAAAGGGAAAUUAAGUUGCAGAAUGAUAACAUGUACUUAAGGAACAAGAUUACUGAAAAUGAAAGAGUACAACAGCAAAUGAGCAUGCUGCCAGGAAAUACGAUGAUGACAAUGACAAUGUCUAGCACACCUGCUUAUGAACUAAUGCCUCCAUUUGAUGCUCGUGGAUUCCUUCAAGUGAAUUUAAUGGAACAAAAUCAGCAUUAUUCUCACCAGCAGCAGCAACAGACAACAUUGCAACUUGGUGUUCCAUCUCGCUAUGAGAUUGCUGAUAAAAUUAAAAGUCUGAAUGAUAAGCUAGAAGAGAUAUCUUUUUCAUACUUUGAAUCAAACUGUUUUGAUGGUAACCAGGUGGAGUCCUUCCCUGCUGCAGUUGGUGGUCUUCAUGGCCAGCCUAUUGAGGUGGCAUGA
This is a messenger RNA of Dioscorea cayenensis subsp. rotundata (Guinea yam), 603 nucleotides long. RefSeq names its product MADS-box transcription factor 3-like. The record is from RefSeq and is a predicted model, not a curated record. The annotation marks the transcript as partial. Gene Ontology annotation, molecular function: DNA-binding transcription factor activity. Gene Ontology annotation, cellular component: nucleus. Gene Ontology annotation, biological process: regulation of DNA-templated transcription. The transcript has 7 exons. Lineage: Eukaryota; Viridiplantae; Streptophyta; Magnoliopsida; Dioscoreales; Dioscoreaceae.